Molecule: messenger RNA, 3108 nt
Organism: Trichobilharzia szidati
Lineage: Eukaryota; Metazoa; Platyhelminthes; Trematoda; Strigeidida; Schistosomatidae
Source: the annotation of a GenBank genome assembly
GAUGGAUACUUUGGUGGUAGGGUUUGAAUGCAUGAAUUUCCAGGUUGCAGAGAAGCCGCGCUGAGUACAAAGUGCGGUAUUGUUGCACUCUUGGAUAGUCGGGUGCCGUAAAUCGAAAAGAAAGGCUAUCUGGUUCACACAGCGUUGAGCUCAGCCGAAAAGUUUGUGUGCGUAAAGCUUGUGUUUGUUGCUGCUGGCUGACUUCAAUAUUUUUGGACGAUACUAAGAAAAAUUUUAGACGCGGUUAUUAAUUUCAUAAUAUUUAAUAAUAAUAAUAAUCAUAAUUAUGGAAACAGAAGAAUUGGAGAAGGAACUUAUUCAAUCGAUGCGACCUAACUUAACAGAAUUAUUACGUAUAUGGAAUUAUGUUGGCUUCAAUAAAUUAGAACGUUCAGAGCGUAUACAACAAUUUGUCCAAAAAUUACAAACAGUUCUAUGUGAAGUAAUUAAAGAAGAGAAUUCAGCACGAUUAGCUAUGGAACAGAAAAUUGAAUUAAGACGUCGUGAAAUAGCUGAUAUGUGUCAACAAUUAGGCUUGGCACCAUUUCUACCUGAACGUGGACUUACUUCAAGUGAAUUGAUGCAAUCAUUAAAUGAUAAAGCUGAAGAGCUUGUUCAACAGAAAAGUGCUCGUUGUGAACGUUACUUUUGGUUAAGAUCAAAAAUAUUACGAUUGAAUAAUUUACUUGGUGAUGGGGAUCAUCUGAGUGAGAUUACAAAACAAAACCUUGACACCGAUUUUCAUACUACAUUUCCACCAAUUACUAAAUUUACUAAUCAAUCAAAUGGUAUAGACCCUAAUGAUAGUAAUAUUGAUGAUAAUAAUAAUAACAACAACAAUUCUAGUGAACCAGAAAAAUUUGAUCCUUCAAUAAUUUCGUCUAUUCAAACAUUACCAGAUCAAGAAAGUAUUGAAAAGUUAACAAAACUUCAUGAUGAAUUAAAUUCUGUGUAUACACCAUUAGCUGCUCAACACGCCGCACUUCGUGAGGAUAUAGCUCGUGUUGCUGCUGAUAUUCUCUACCAGCCACAAUCAGAUAAAGAAGUGGAAAUAUUGAAAAUAGUUGGGUUAAAACAUUUAUGCAAAAAUGGUAAUGUCUGUUCAACGCCUGGUGUAGUUCGACGAGCUAGUGUUACACCAACACCGACGUCUACAUCAAAUGAUGAAAAUAUUGAUACAAGUACAAAAUAUUUAAACAGUGAUGGUGUCUAUGAACCGGUUGUAAAUAAAGAAGUACUCAGAUGGUUAACUGAUUGGCGUCUAAGACUUGUCAAGGAGAAAGCUCGUUUAGUCGGCACCUGUGAAGAAUUAAGAGCUUAUCUAUUACAAAUGUGGAGGAGACUAGAUAAACCCGAGUCAGAACAAAAAGAAUUUCUUGAUGCACAUUCUGGUUAUAAACCUGAGGAUUUAGAAGCACUUCAGGAGGAAGUUGAUCGGUGUCAACAAUUGAAAUGGGAAAAUAUGCAAACCUAUUUAACGCGUUUAGAAAGUGAAGCACUUCGAUUAGCUAAUCUUUGUUGUGUUGAUGAAAAGAUUGUUCAAUUACCGAAUGGUUGUGAUAAACGUGAUCCUGAAGUUUUAGUAAAUCACUUAGAGACUGUAUUAGAACAAUUAAAUCAAACCUAUUCAUUAUAUCGUCCUGUAUAUGAAUGUAUUGCUGUCUAUGAAAAUUGUUGGAAACAAUUAAUUGAUGUAGAAGCACGUCUUAAAGAUCCAUCAAUAUUUUUAAAUCGUGGCGGUAUAUUAUUAAAAACUGAAAAAGAGAAAAAACGUUUAUUAAAAGAAAUUGAACGUACUGAAAAAGAAGCCUUAUCAGCUAUUGAACAAUAUGAAGUGAAAAGUUCAUCAAAUUUUCUCCUGUCUAAUGGUAAAACAUUUACUGAACAUAUUAAUGAAAGAUGGAAUAAUUAUAAAACACUUAAAGAAACAUCAAAAUCACGUCGUUCAAUUAUUCCAAACAAUAGUAAUUCAACUGUUAACAAUAAUAGUAAUAAUUCUGGUAGUACAACUCGUCCAACUUCAGCUAAUUUAAUGGGAUCACCUGUAGCUCAUACAUAGUUAAUUAAUAAUGUUUACAUAUCGUAGUUUCCUACUCACAUUAUUGAUCAUUGAACAAACAACAAAAAAGAAUACCCGCCAACUUUAAUUUCGAACUGUACAUACUUAAAUGUGUAUACGUGUAACUAAACUUUCAUUUCAAUUUUUAGGCUGUGAAAUAAUAUUUGAUCAUCAAAGACAAACCACAACAAUACAAUGGAUAUGAAUGUGAAUGAAUCCAUUGUUCAAUAUUUAUAAAUUCCUUUUUUUGUUUAAUUAUUCUAAUUGUCUUACGCUUACUUUCUGUCCUUGUUAGUCAUUUUAAUUUCAUUGGUUAAUAUUUAUUUAUAUAUAUCUUAGUCCUUGAAAAAUAAUCAAUAAUUUCACUAUCACAAGUCACUUAACUUGCUAAUGUGAUAAUUUUUUUUUUGAACUUAAAUAUAUUACGCUGCCUUUUACAACAAACGGAGAAACAACCAUCGUCAUCAUCAACAAGAACAGCAUUAUUUACCUCAUUUUGUUUUAUUUUACUUGUCCUGACGUAUACUACUAAUAUACUACUGUUACUACUACUAUAAUUACUUACGAAAAAUAUGCAAACAAAAGAUUCUUCACAUUAUGUUCACAUAGUCAUGGUGUUAUUGGGUAUAAACAACAUGUUUAUUUCUAUCAGUGUGUGUGUGCAUGUGUAUGUAAUUGAGUGCAUCCGUGCAUGCUUACGUCUGUUUAUGUAUGUGUGCGAAAAGUAUUGUGCAAUAUAUAAAUUUUGUUUUCCUCUGUUUUCAAUAAUAUCACUAUCUAUUUAUAUUUUGAUCAUUAAUUAUAAGAAAAUCCUUUCUGUGUUCUUUCUUUGGUCCGUCCGUCCGUCCGUUUGUUUGUUUGUUCGUUCAUUGGCUUCGGUUUUUCUCAGUUGUUAUUUCUUUCAUUCAUGUAGUAGUAAUCGCAGAUGUGUUGUCUUUUUUCUCUCAAUAGCCUAAUCAUUUAUCUAUCUGCAGUGAAUUUAUUGGUUUACCCGCUCAUUUUGUUUUUGUCUUUUGAGAAACAACUCGGUAUUUGUAUACUGCUUUCUG